This is a messenger RNA of Malus domestica (apple), 2678 nucleotides long. RefSeq names its product probable galactinol--sucrose galactosyltransferase 5. Gene Ontology annotation, molecular function: galactinol-sucrose galactosyltransferase activity. The record is from RefSeq and is a predicted model, not a curated record. NCBI's taxonomy places the organism in Eukaryota, Viridiplantae, Streptophyta, Magnoliopsida, Rosales, Rosaceae.
AUGAACCCUAAAUAUUCACUCGCCCAUGCACCGUCACUAAAGUGGCAAGCAAUUGAUCACAGAUUCUUUCCAAUAUCUUUCUCUGAUUCUCCGCCCUCAAAAACCCUAAUCCAUUUCUCUAUAUAAACCCACUCUUCUAUUCAUCUCACACUAAAACCUAAGCCUAAGAUCGAUCUCAUCACAAUUCUUGCCCUCUUUCAUAGUUAUACGUUCUUCAAUGGCUCCAAACUUGAGCAAAGUGAUAUCCGACGUCAAGGGCUCUAUGCCGACGUCUUGUUCGUUUAAGCUUGAAAAGUCCAAUUUCAUGGCAAAUGGCCACGUCAUCCUCUCGGACGUCCCCAAAAAUAUCACUCUGACUCCAUCCCUCUCCACAGCCGAUGGUUGCUUCGUGGGAUUCAAUGCCAUCGAGGCAAGCAGCCGCCAUGUUGUUCCCGUCGGCCAACUGAAGGACAUCCGAUUCAUGAGCAUUUUCCGGUUCAAGGUCUGGUGGACCACCCACUGGGUCGGAUCCAAAGGCCGAGACCUCGAGAACGAGACUCAGAUCGUUGUUCUUGAGAGCUCGGACGCCGGGAGGCCCUUCGUCGUGCUCCUCCCCAUCCUAGAAGGAUCCUUCCGCGCUUCCGUCCAGCCUGGAAACGAGGACUUUCUCGACAUAUGCGUCGAGAGCGGGUCCACCAAGGAAACCGCCAGCACCUUCCAGAGCGUUCUUUAUCUACACGCCGGCGACGAUCCGUUUACUCUUGUCAAAGACGCCGUCAAAGCCGCAAGAGAUCAUUUGGGAACUUUCAAGCUUCUCGAGGAGAAGACCCCACCUGGCAUCGUGGACAAAUUUGGCUGGUGCACUUGGGACGCUUUCUAUCUUACCGUGCACCCUCACGGCGUCAUCGACGGCGUGAGGAAGCUCGUGGAAGGCGGGUGCCCUCCCGGCCUCGUCUUGCUCGACGACGGGUGGCAGUCCAUCGCCCACGACUCUGACCCCAUCACCCAAGAAGGCAUUAAUCAGACGGUCGCCGGUGAGCAAAUGCCCUGCAGGCUCCUGAAGUUUCAAGAAAAUUACAAGUUCAGGGACUAUGUGAGCCCCACCAGGGGUGACUCUAGUAAAGGCAUGGGUGCCUUUAUCAAAGACCUCAAGGAGGAGUUCAAGAGCGUUGAUUAUGUGUACGUGUGGCACGCGCUUUGCGGGUACUGGGGUGGGGUCCGCCCCAAUGUCCCCGGCAUGCCUGAGGCAGUGGUGGUGGAGCCCAAAUUAUCUCCAGGUUUGCAGAAGACGAUGGAAGAUCUGGCCGUUGAUAAGAUCGUGGCCACCGGAAUUGGGCUGGUCCCACCAGAAAUAGUUGAUCAGAUGUACGAGGGGCUCCACUCGCACUUGAAGUCUGUUGGGAUCGACGGUGUAAAAGUCGACGUUAUCCAUUUGUUGGAGAUGCUUUGUGAGAACUAUGGUGGGCGUGUGAAGCUAGCAAAAGCAUACUUCGAUGCCCUAACAUCCUCAGUGAGGAAGCACUUCAAUGGCAAUGGCGUCAUUGCAAGCAUGGAGCACUGCAACGACUUCAUGUUCCUUGGCACAGAAGCAAUCACUCUUGGCCGUGUUGGUGAUGACUUCUGGUGCACGGAUCCAUCUGGAGACCCAAACGGUACGUUUUGGCUCCAAGGGUGCCACAUGGUGCACUGCGCCUACAAUAGCUUGUGGAUGGGGAAUUUCAUACACCCCGACUGGGACAUGUUCCAGUCGACCCACCCUUGCGCCGCCUUCCAUGCCGCCUCUAGGGCCAUCUCCGGCGGUCCUAUUUAUGUGAGCGACGCCGUUGGAAAGCACAACUUUGACUUGCUCAAGACCCUGGUGCUGCCCGAUGGCUCUAUUCUCCGGUGCGAGUACUAUGCCCUCCCUACUCGUGAUUGUCUCUUUGAGGACCCUCUUCAUGAUGGUAACACCAUGCUCAAAAUAUGGAACCUCAACAAGUACACCGGAGUUCUUGGGGCAUUCAACUGCCAAGGAGGAGGGUGGAGCCGGGAGAACCGUCGCAACCAAUGUUUUGCUGAAUUCUCCCACCGGCUGACCGCCAAGUUCAACCCCAAAGACAUCCAGUGGAAGAGCGGCAAGAAUCCGAUCUCCGUCGACGGAGUCGAGGCCUUUGCCAUGUACUACCACCAGUCCAAGAAGCUAGUCCUAUCCAAGCCAAACGAGGAUGCAGAACUCUCACUUGACCCCUUCAACUUUGAGCUCAUUUUUGUGUCCCCGGUGACUGUUUUAUCCGCUAGCAAAAAUGUCCAGUUUGCCCCCAUUGGCUUAGUCAACAUGCUCAACACCGGCGGUGCCAUCCAAUCAUUCAACGAGGAGGGCAAUUCCGUCCAAAUCGGGGUUAGAGGCGCUGGAGAGCUGAGAGUAUUUGCUUCUGAGAAGCCAACAAGUUGCAGAAUUGGUGGAAACGACGUCGCCUUCGAAUAUGAGCAACAAAUGGUCGUAAUCCAUGUGCCAUGGCCUGCUUCUUCCAACUUGUCUAAUGUGAAGUACAUAUUUUAAUUAAUCUAGAUUAAACCUUGAUUAUUUAUGUUAAGGACCAAGUUUUCUUGGAGUUUGGAACUAUAAUUAAGACCAAGUGACUUGGUCUAUUUUGAACAAGUAUUUGCUAAUUAACGACUGUUUAAAAUAAUUUCAAAUAAUACAAUACUUUUACCUUUCA